Telopea speciosissima is the source of this 858-nucleotide messenger RNA. Its product is annotated as stem-specific protein TSJT1-like. Bases 55 to 765 code for a protein of 236 amino acids. The transcript is spliced from 5 exons. The record is from RefSeq and is a predicted model, not a curated record. NCBI's taxonomy places the organism in Eukaryota, Viridiplantae, Streptophyta, Magnoliopsida, Proteales, Proteaceae.
AGGAAGGUGGGUGGGAACUGGGAAGGAUAUAUCCUAUAGUAGAAAAUAUCAAACAUGUUGGGUAUCUUCAGCAACUCAAUUAUGACACCACCGGACGAGCUGGUGGCAGCCGGCUGCCGGACACCCUCGCCGAAGAUAACGUCGACGGCAUUACUGAACCGGUUUACUGAGAGUAACGCCUGUGCCGUAUCGGUACAGGUCGGAGACCAUGCCAAUUUGGCCUACACACACCACUGCGAGUCGGUUCUGCAACCCAGAUCGUUUGCGGUGAAGGAAGACAUUUUUUGUCUGUUCGAGGGAGCUCUGGACAAUCUGGGGAGCUUGAGGCAACAAUAUGGUCUGGCCAAAUCAGCCAACGAAGUGAUGUUGGUGAUCGAGGCUUACAAGGCUUUGCGCGAUCGGGCCCCUUACCCUCCCAACCAUGUCGUGGGUCACCUUGAGGGCAACUUCGCCUUCAUUCUCUUCGACAAUUCAACCUCCACCUUGUUCGUCGCUUCUGAUCAAUACGGGAAGGUUCCUCUGUAUUGGGGAAUCACCGCCGAUGGGUACGUUGCCUUUGCCGACGAUGCCAACUUGCUCAAAGGUGCUUGCGGCAAGUCUCUUGCAUCUUUCCCUCAGGGGUGUUUCUUCUCCACCGCAGCCGGUGGGCUGAGAAGCUACGAGCAUCCUAAGAACAAAAUCACUGCCGUUCCCGCCGCCGACGAGGAGAUAUGGGGAGCCAAAUACAUGGUGGAAGGCCCAACAGUUAUUGCAGCCAUGAAGUAGAGAGUCUUCUCUUCUCAAUUGCUCCUCACAACCUGCUUCUUUAUCCAUUGGAAAGUGACUUUCUCGCAAGGUUGUGAUUGCAAACUGCUGAGA